UUCAAAUAAACGGAUUAGGCGGGAACCAUGCAAGGAGAGCGGGUUCCCUAAUGUGCGAUGAUGGGAAAGUCGCAGACGAGGAGGCGCGCUGAUUAGAGUUAAGCUUAGACCUCUUUAGACGGACGAGUGCGAGGGACUUGUUUACUCGACGGGGAGUAGUAGACCUUGAACUUGCAGCUCGGAAUUCGCUCCCUCGCCGACCUGCUAACCCCCUCUUUCUGAGCGGGAAUCUCACUGCGUCUUGCGCUCGCCCAUAGCCGCCGCUGGGGGACGCUGGCUCGAGGAAGAGAAUUGUCGUCGAAAAUGGCCGAAGUCCUGGGGCAAGUAGGCGUGCAGCACGGUCACGGUUACGCACAUGCGCACGGGCAGCAGCACCUGCACGGAGGUCACAUAGUUUCGCAUAGGCCACCGGCAGUCGCUUUAGCGCCUCCACCAACGGUCAGGGUCAGCGGCCCGCCGCCCGCUUUGCCGCUCUUGCAGGUACGGAGCGGAGCUGCUGUGCCCCCGGGAAUACCACCCCAGUCUGCGGGAACGGUCCCGGUAAGGCAAGCCUUUCAAGGCCAGCCAAAAACAUGGACAAAGCCAGAAGUCCUUUGGAAGGUUUCGGAGCUUGUGUGGGCCCUAUUUCCAAGGGAUCCAAAGGUGCAGCGAGACUUCGCGUAUUGGAAGGGCCUCGGGACGAGCUUCUUUGCCGGCGAGGGGCGUUUUAUCUUAGAAUUUAUGAUACCAGGGGCAGAGGCAUGCUAUGAUAUGAAUGUGGCGAUGAUGGCCCGCCACUUUGCCACGCUAUACCAAACCGGACUGACGCGGACAAGUUUGACCCUCGGACAACCCGUCCACCCCAUGAAUAACAAGGAACAACAUUGUUACCUCAGCUUUCCCCAUACCCAAUAUCAUUGCGAAUAUGCAGGUGGCCAAACGGUCAUCUACGAUGGAAUACUGCUUGUCAAUCUCAAUCCUCAGGGCCAGUUUGCUAUCUUUCAUUUUCAAGCAAAGAAAAUAACGGAACUCAACGUGGUGCAUUUGCGCCCAGCUGUGGAUGCAUCGGCUUCGGCUCGCGGUGUAACCCUCCAUGCCGUCACGAAGCUACCUGUCUUGUGUCACAGAAGGUUGAAGGUAGCUCGGGCCUCGAUGCUACUUGUCCCAAUGAUAUACGAAGCUCGCAAGACCAGCGUCAAAGCCGCACGGGCAAUGUUCGCUCGGAACACAUUGAUCUCGUGGGUAACGAAAGACGGGCAUCAUGGCUUCGACAGCCUCGACCCAGCGUUGGCGGCCGGCUUACCUGCAGUGAAGCAGCAACUGGUGCACCAUCCCCGUCAAACGCAGGGGCAAAGCUCAAUUCAAAUUCAAGGUGGAGGACAACAACUCGCAGGCCACGAGAAACAAACCUCACACCAGUUAGGAAAGAUAGUUACUCAACAGAAGCUUGAGAAUGUUGUCUCAAGUGCAUCGUCAUCGAUAUCGCCACCCCCGCCGUACGCAACGAUGCCCCCGGGCGUUGGCACCAGGAUCCCGUUUGCGCAGCAAUCGUCGGCUGGGACUUACGGCGGCAUGCAGCAGUCGUCUGUCGGACCUGCCCGAGCACAUUCUUUGUGCAUUGACGAGGCCACGGUACGCUUCGUGGAAUUGACAUCAGCGGGUCUCGACCCGUACGAGGCGGAUCAAAUUGUUCACCACCCGCAACUUCACCAACAGCAAGCACAGCAACAGGCGUUCGUCCGAGGGAAUGGCGCUCCGUCGUACUCGUAUCAAGGUCAAGCACAAUUUCAAGCUGCAGGCCCUCCCUCCGGCUCCUUCCAUAACCGCGUCGAUCCUCGCACUGCUGCUUUCCAGCAACAUCACCAGCAACAACAGCUUGCGCAGGCGCAGGCUGCAAUGUUCGCUGAACAUCAGCAGCAGCAGCAAGUAUACCCCGGAGCAUCAUCAUCACAGCAGCAGUAUGGCGUGAUGCGUGGGAGUAACGGUGUGCGUGGGCAAAAACGGCGAUCCUGUGAGGACUUGGACACAUGGGCAAUAAGUCAAGCCGCGGCUGCCGCGGACUACCACAGCGCCCCGUUGUCCGGAGAAUUGGACAAUGUGGGGAGCGGAAACCCGCCUCGGAAGUCGAGCAUUGGGGCCACCGGUCGACCGGCGAAGCGGCCCGCAAACCAUGCCACCAUCACGACUUCCGCUACGCCGACAAUGACGACCGCGGAUCCGAUGUCGGACUCGGCCACGUCCCCCGCGGGCGCGGGCAUGUCCCCUCAACGCCGCCUUAGUAAAUCAAAGGCGCCAACAAAGCCGCGCAAACCCACGGCAAAGCAAAUAAAAGCAGCGGCUGCAGCGGCUGCGGCUGCUGUCGCACAUGGCGGGGUCAACGGGGCUGGAAUGACGGGGAUGACCGAGGGAAUAUUGUGAUCAUGUUUUGCGGCCUGUUCUGCUCUGUGAGCAAAUUUUUGGGAUGCUUUUUGUUUGUCUUCAGUUCGUUUUGUGAAGUGGUUUUUGUACCGUGGCAUAAUCACUGUACCCUCAAUCAUGACGGAUAGGGUUCUAUUCCACAUAGUUCUGGUUUUCGUUUCGUUGCUUGCAUGCCAAUAGAAGGCGUAAUGCUCGGCUUUGCGAAAGUGGGCAUGUCAUGGGA
Messenger RNA from Fimicolochytrium jonesii, 2620 nucleotides. RefSeq lists its product as uncharacterized. The transcript has 6 exons. The record is from RefSeq and is a predicted model, not a curated record. Lineage: Eukaryota; Fungi; Chytridiomycota; Chytridiomycetes; Spizellomycetales; Powellomycetaceae. Bases 304 to 2397 code for a protein of 697 amino acids.